Molecule: messenger RNA, 357 nt
Organism: Nicotiana tabacum (common tobacco)
Lineage: Eukaryota; Viridiplantae; Streptophyta; Magnoliopsida; Solanales; Solanaceae
Source: RefSeq, a predicted model, not a curated record
AUGAUAUCCAAAGAUGGCAUACUACUCAAUCAGGGGAAGUAUGCACUUGGGCUAAUAUCUGAUCUAGGACUCAGUGAUGCUAGGCCUGUAACCACACCAUUGGAAGUCAAUUUGAAGCUCACAACAAUAGAUUAUGAUGAAUGUGUUGGGGGUGUCAAUGACUGUGUACUUGAGGACAUAACAACCUAUCAAAAGCUGAUUGGGAGAUUACUAUAUUUCACCAUCACCAGGCCUUACAUCAGUUUUGAGGUGCAAGUACUAAGUCAGUUUAUGCAAAGGCCAAAGACUUCAUACUGGAAUGCAACAUUGAGGCUAGUGAAGUACAUAAAAAUACACCAGGACAAGGACUGCUGCUGA